AUGGCUAUUACGAACAUCUUCAUAGCUUUCCUCCACUUGCUCCUCCUUGCUCUGAAGGCACAUUCACUUCCUCCAUCACCACCUCAGAAGUUGGGCUGCGUGGCGGAGCUGGUGGCGUUCACGCCCUGCCUGCCAUUUGUGUCAACCCCACCAAACAACGCCACUAACUCUGUUGCUCCACAAUGCUGCGAAGCCUUCUCCUCUGCUUUCGAAUCCGGCGAUGGUUUCUGUUUCUGUUACAUUCUCCGGCAGCCAUUGAUCUUUGGGUUCCCACUGAACAAAACCAGGGUCGCUUCACUGUCUUCGUUUUGUAUGGCCAACAACGGCAAUACCUCUCUGGACUCGCUCUGCUCUUCAGGAAUUCAUCCGGUUUCAGGCCUAUAA
This is a messenger RNA of Durio zibethinus, 384 nucleotides long. Its product is annotated as Bifunctional inhibitor/lipid-transfer protein/seed storage 2S albumin superfamily protein. The record is from RefSeq and is a predicted model, not a curated record. Lineage: Eukaryota; Viridiplantae; Streptophyta; Magnoliopsida; Malvales; Malvaceae.